AUGUUCCUCGGCAAGUCGACUCCACUGUACGUAUUCGUUUAUUUAAUUAUUGUGAAUGUGUCAUUCAAGUAGAAGUAGCAGAAAAACAGAUUGCGUGAGAACUCAAAAACGACUUCAGAAAAUUUGAGAUUAAUACACAUAAAAAUCGGCUAAAUUCGUUGCUUCGAAAUUCGCAGACAUGUCGUCUGGAGGCGUAGGGACCUCGGCAACUGGCACAACAGCCAACGAUUUUUUUGGCUGGGAUUUACUAUACAAGACAAUUGAGAAAAAUGUCGAUAAAAAGUCGGAUGUGUUGAUAGCAUUAGCGCACUUCUUGCUUGUUAAACAAUAUAAGAUGCAAUGUCUUGGCGUUGGCGAGGAUAAAACUAUAUCCGAUGAAGAUGUGGGCUCUGAACUAUUGCCCGACGCCUGGAAUGAUAGAGGCAGAAGAUGUGCCCUGCGUUAUUUGCAUAAUGGCCGAUUGUAUCUUUUAAUAGGACAUAUUACAGAUGAUUUCAUUACAAUGAAUUUGCUUGAUGUUAAGGAUACAAAGGUGACCAACAUAACAUUAAAUCCACAGGAAUGGGUUAAACAGCUUAAGGGACCACUAAGCACAUUGAUGCCUGAUGCGUCGCUGAUAUCAGAUCGUUAUCGCAAAGAGUUGAUUGAUCCGGUGUUUACGGGUAAUACGAGAGAGGUAACUACGCAAACAAAUGUCAACCAAAAUUCACGUUCCCCAAACUUCCGAGAUCCAUUAGCGAUUGGCGGACCCAUGAGACCAAUGGGUUCUUUUCCAAUGGAGCCGCGUCCUUUUGGAUUUCCAGAUGUCGGACGCGGCGACUUAGAUCCCUUGGGUCGUGGCGGUCCUGGUAACCUUUUCCCCAUGCCUUCACGUCCCGAUAUUAAUACCGGUUUAAAUCCGCGUUUCGAUCCCGUUGGACCAGAUGGACGUAUUGUGCGAGCGGAUCCGAAUCCAGAUCAUCUACCACCACCAAAUUUUGGUUUUGAUUAUUAUAUGUAAAUAGUAGGGUACGCAAAACAUAAAUACCUACAUACAUAUAAUUCAAUUUUAUAAUCAUAAUGACUACGUUUUGGAUUGUUGGUUACUCGAUCGUUGGUUAACCAUUGAAAAGCAAAAUAUAAAAUAAAGACUUAUUUUAUCUUAAGUAUUGGCAAAGGAAACAGAAAAUGUGCCUUUUUAACGCUUCUUACUCAUGGACUCACUGAUAAAAUGAAUUAUUUUAACUUUAUCAGUUUUUGGUUGUUGCUUACGUGAAUGAGUCUUAACCAUCGAUUAAAUAACCAAACAUCAAUGUAGGCAAAAACAAAAGUUUGUAAUGGAAGUUUUUAUAAUGGUUUACUACAUAGUAUGUAAUAUCCGCAGGGCAGCGAAUUUGGUUAAGUCAUUGAAAUUUUGAAAUUGCAUUUGAGGUAAAUCAUUAAAAUUAUACAUACAUAUUUAUUAUUCAAUAAAAACUCAUAACUUGGUUUGAAACACA
Rhagoletis pomonella (apple maggot) is the source of this 1478-nucleotide messenger RNA. It is a transcript of the gene PI31, whose product is annotated as proteasome inhibitor PI31 subunit. Gene Ontology annotation, biological process: proteasome-mediated ubiquitin-dependent protein catabolic process. The coding region runs from base 179 to 1000 and encodes 273 amino acids. Gene Ontology annotation, molecular function: endopeptidase inhibitor activity; proteasome binding. Lineage: Eukaryota; Metazoa; Arthropoda; Insecta; Diptera; Tephritidae. The record is from RefSeq and is a predicted model, not a curated record. The transcript has 5 exons.